AAAACCGCCAACGCGAUAUCCAUAAAUAAAGCAAAAGCAAAAUUUAAUUUAUAUUUGAUAUUUGAAGAGGAGCUCAACAACACAACACGAUGCUUUGCGAUGAUGAUUUUAUUUGCUUAUGGUCGCAUCAGAACCAUGGCGCCCUCCCAACCGCAGCAAACACAUCACAAGCGGACACACUAUGCGCAACAAAGAAUAUUUGGGCGGGACGAGAGGACCCGAUGCAGAUGAUCUUCGGCAAACGUGGUAGUGGUGGUGUAGACGACAGCUCUGACGCCACAGCGCGCACUAGUCAGCAGCUCGAAGAUGAUGAAGUGAAUUUAAACGAUCCCGCCAAUGAAGAGCUACGCCAACGGAUAACGCAAAUGUUGACGAAGACAACGCUUGACAGUGACGACAAGAACUGUCUGCAACAGCUGAUACAAUUGGUGCAACACUUGGAUUUGUUGACGCAGCGCAGUGAACCGAAUUCGUUGAAUACCACAUCGUGCUCCAGCGACGAUGCGAACAGUUUGGAAAUGGUAAAAUCGCGUAUAUCGGACUACAGCUCAGCAUCGUCGCCGUCCAGUGCUCGCUCUACAUACGAAGCAAGCAGCGGCAGCCACACCAAUUCGUGCAUCAAAUCGAUCGCCAAGUCAGUCGUACCUGCCACAGCGCUACCGAACGCAGCUCGUAUUGUCGCCACAGUUUCGCCCUAUAAUAGCUCACCGCAGCAUCAAGCUGCGUACAACAACAACUGCAGCAGCAAUCAGAUAGUGCCGACAAACACACCGACUGAUUCGCCACGUAAGUCUCGUAACGCCUGGCAAAGUAACAGCCUUAGUGAGAGUGGCGUGUUCGUCGAGUCGGAUUUCUUGAGCGACAUUAGUGAGAACAACGUCUGCACACAGACAGACUUCGAGGACGAGAGCGUAUCAAACGCUGCCCGUGGCGUCUGCGAGGAGCUUCAGAAACUCCAUUGCAACGAUAGUAAUCGCAAAACCGACAUCAACAAAGUACCUGCCCACACAUUGCCAAACGCUGCUCCACAUUCGCCUAAUUUAAGCGAUCAAAAGCGAUUGCAGUAUUACAAAGAACGUCUCGCACUGCUCGAGAGCAAGGUGCUUAUAUACGAGAGCUCUGGUGAUUUGCAGCAUAAACGUUUGGCUGACCGCUUGCAGCGUGAGAUACUAUUGGAGAAGGAAUUGAAGGAGCUGCGUGAUCGCGUUGAAUUUUUGGAAGGUGAAAAUCUGCAACUCGAGGAGGAGAAGUGUGAAUUUGAAGAGGCUGAAAACGAUACGCGCCUACGUCUGCAACGCCUUGAAGUGGAGCUGGAGAUUUUAAGUCAACGGAACGUUGAACUUGAAAUGUCCAGAGAGGCACUGAGUGCCAAGUAUAAAGACUGUCGCUCAGAGUGUUUGAUUUUACGAGACGAUCUAGCCGCUACCGAAACUCAAAUUCGCCACCUCGAAGAAGAUAAGCAGAAAGCCAAAGAAAAUCUUGAAAUACUACACAACUUGUUGCCACUACUGUUAACUUAUCACACCACAGUGGCGUUCACGAAUUGGACAAACUCCAACAAUAUCCACAUCAACAACAACAACAUCAACGAGCGCUCAAAUCGCCCAGAAACACCCAACCAAACGUACGAGAUCGAAUUGUGCGACAACUUCGGCAACAAAAUGGGCAACGUCGUGCCAAUAGUCACCGAUCGGGUGAAUGACGUGCUGCCAGCAUUUGCCGGCAAUCAAUUCGAUCGUGCAUCGCCCAUUGCGAAUUUCAAUUGUGAAACUCAAUUCUACAACAAUGACACUCCCGAGGUGUCCAAUUGUGUGUGCCAGUACCUGAAGGAGGAAGUGAAGUGUCUGCGAAAUCAGAUUAAAGAUUUGAACUCGCGCCAUUACGAGGCCAUGGAGUCGGCCGACACACACUGGGUGGAGCUGGAGCGUCAAUAUAAGGAUCGCGAAGAGGCCUAUCGCGCCAAGGAGUGUUGCCUAAAAUCGAAAAUACAAAAACUGCAGGACUGCCUGCGUGACGAUGCACGUGCGGCCAACGAAAAGAUCUGUCAGCUGGAAGAGGCUGAGCGGGACUUGAAGAACUGUCUUGUGCGCGUUUCGAAGGAACAUCGUGAUUUAUUAGACGAUCACGAAUGCAUAACGAGCGAAUACGAGCGCGUGAAGUGCCAAGUGGAGAACUUGAAAGCACAACAGAAGCCAACACUUGACCAGCUCGAGCAGGAGAAGAAGCGCAAUAAGACGCUGAAUGAUGAGGUGAACUUUAUGCGUAAACUACAGCAAGAGACAGAAUCCAGAAAUUUAGCUGAAAUGGAAUCCUUACAAGGGCAACUAUUUGAACUGAAAAAGGAGUUCCUACACAUUGAGGUGACCAAUGGCGAGCUAAAGGAGGAAGUGGUAACCCUAGAGCAGCAAAUUGAAAAGUUGCAGCAGAACGAAAAGGAAUUGGAGGACAAGGUACGCGUACUGCAAGACGAGGUGAAGAGCAAGGAGGAGAUGGUGCAAAAGCUGGAAAAGCGACUAGAACGUUCAGAAGGCUAUAGUUUGGCGCAGGAGCUUAGCGGUAGUCCAUCGAAGCGGUUCAAGCGUGAGGACGUCAAAGAUUUAAAAACCGCCAGCACGGGUUUGGGCAAUGCUCUGCGUAACUUUAAGGAAUGUGAGACCAGUCUGCCAUCACAUCAGCAGUUUUCGAGUGUGGCGCGUGAUGUUAAACGUCUAGCGGACAGCUUGCUACAUGGCGAUUCAAUCGACGAUGAGGUAAGCAUUACUAUAGAAACUACUAAAGAGAAACCCGAAAACUCUGAGAAUGCGCGGUCAGAGUUAGAACUAAAUGAAGUGUACGCUGAAGAUAUUGAGGUACCCAAAGCAGCAGGAGAAGGUGGUGAUGACCGCGCGAACAGUCAGAAUUUCACCAUAGGAAUGGCGCUUAUGCCACAAUUCCUCAUCGAUGAAUGUCUCAUGCCACUGUUUAUGUCCCCUAAGAAAAAAGAAAACCCCACUAGUGUGAAACAAUUAAGCGAGGUGCCUUCCGAGUUGCGCAUGAUUUCGGAGGCUGGUACAUGUGAGACCACUAAAACGACCGAAACCAUUAAACGACUUUCGCUAGCGACCUUCCAAAGAAAUCGGAAACGACGUUUAAAGCGACGCGUACUUCAAACUCGAGUGCGUCGUAUUGUGUCGUGUUUCAAUGCGCGUCGGCCACCACGUUUCCACGAUGUCGUUGACAUAGACGUAAGCAAAUCCGAAGUGCUACACCGUUUCGAUAGCUUUCAUUCACUGCGCGAAGAUGCCACCGAGUCUCAACACAGAAUGGACGCAUUCACCGAAACGGUUUGCGACAAGCUCGAUAAAGAAACGGAAACGGAUAUCGUUUGUGUGGAGAGUAAGGAAAGCAGUGUGCAGGUGAACGAUGAUAUGAAUCCGGAGAGAAUACUCGAUCGUGUGCCCUCGCAGACACGCAUGUUUAUUAAUUUGCUAAAAACCUCCGUCGGGCAGGGCACUUCAGAGUUGACUGAGUUCAAUCAGAAUCUGCUGAAACGUUGGGAGGCCGACAAAGAAUUUCGUGAUGGCUUGCAUAUCUUACAAACCUAUUCAAUUUUCGACACCAACAACAACGAGACAGUAUCUGCAGAGAAUUAUGAGCAUUUCGUGAAUGCAAUGUCGUGUCUGCGUGUGCUCGAAGAACUCUUCAAACCGAUCAAAGUACCGAUUAUGCAAAAAAUCGAGGAUCAAAUUAACGAACAGCUCAUGAACUUCCAUUCGAAACGAAUGGAAUCGGAAUUCUAUUGCACCGUGUACUAUCCGGUGAAGCGGGCACUGAGCUCGGAUGUUUCCAGUGAAUAUGAUUUCCUCUUGACAAAAACAAUAUGAUUUGGCUGCGGAUCUGAAUGCGUACACUUUGAUUUACAUAUAAAUUUCCAAGAUAAAUUCAAAAUAUAUUCAGAAGUAUGUAUGUAUACAUGUAAGAGAUGAGACUGUGGUAGGAGUCUGUGUUUUUCAGAAAAUGCUUUUAACUUAAAUAGCCAAUGUCUAAAAAAAAGCUCUGUGAUGAAGAGCUUGAAUAAAUAAAUCGAUAUAAAUGAACGAAUAA
Molecule: messenger RNA, 4083 nt
Organism: Ceratitis capitata (Mediterranean fruit fly)
Lineage: Eukaryota; Metazoa; Arthropoda; Insecta; Diptera; Tephritidae
Product: restin homolog
Exons: 6
Coding region: 90-3863 (1257 amino acids)
Source: RefSeq, a predicted model, not a curated record